Molecule: messenger RNA, 3678 nt
Organism: Lytechinus variegatus (green sea urchin)
Lineage: Eukaryota; Metazoa; Echinodermata; Echinoidea; Temnopleuroida; Toxopneustidae
Product: soluble scavenger receptor cysteine-rich domain-containing protein SSC5D-like
Exons: 7
Coding region: 418-1839 (473 amino acids)
Cellular component (GO): membrane
Source: RefSeq, a predicted model, not a curated record
GUUGAGUAUUACUAUUACCGGUAGGCCUAUAGCGUUUUUAUUUUAGGACGAAAAGAAUCAUGUAUUUUAUCCUUGUAGACAGAAAAUAUUGACCAAGAAAAACGAAGACGAAAAAUUUAAGAAAUCUAAUUGAAUAUCGAACGGUAGUGCACAAAAUACAACCAUCCGAGUCUGAAAACCUGAAUGAAGAAGUGUACAUGUACCGCGGCAGCAGCGUAACAGCGAGAGCAACUCGACACAAAACCAAGCCCAAACCAACGGCAGGCCAAGCAGGCCAGGUACCGUACCGUUUAGACCGCGACUUGGCUGAGCUGAGUGAGAUCAUCGAUCAGAGAGCGAGACCCACACUGACCGCUGACUCUGCACUGUAGUGUAGGUAUCGUUUUUCAUUCGUCAUUGCCAAGACAGGACAGGAACAUGAUUGAAUGGACAAUGUUAUCUGCCGCAUUUCUUCCCUCUUUACUCUUCUUGCAAGUUGUGACAAUUUCACAAGGUCAGAAUAUACGUUUGCAAGAUGGUGGUCCAACCUAUGGAAGAUUGGAGAUUUACCACAAUGGAGAAUGGGGCACAGUUUGUGAUGACAACUUUGGGAUUCUGGAUGCACAGGUGGCUUGCCGUGAGCUUGGGUUGGACUCGUUUUUGACGAGCGUUUACGGAGGCAGUAGGUACGGGCCAGGGACGGGACAAAUCUGGUUGGAUGAAGUGGAUUGUACUGGUUCAGAGUCGAGUUUGGCUAGCUGUUCCCACAGUGGCUAUGGUAUCCAUGAUUGUUCUCAUUCAGAGGAUGUUGGCAUCGUCUGUGGAUCAACUACAGAUUCCAUGAUUGGAGGGGAAUUACGUCUGGUAAAUGGAGGUUCUAAUUACGGAAGACUGGAAAUCUCUGUAAACGGUGUCUGGGGUACUGUCUGUGAUGAUAGCUUUGACAGCUCAGAUGCAAGGGUUGCCUGCCGUCAGCUUGGCUUUGACACAUCGAUAGUAGACUACUAUACAAGUGCAAGAUUUGGUGAAGGAAGUGGGUCUAUUUGGUUGGAUGAAUUAGGUUGCAUUGGUACAGAAACAACCCUGAACAGCUGUUAUCACAGUGACUUUGGUGUUCAUGAUUGCACCCAUGCAGAAGAUGUUGGCAUUUCGUGUGGAACAACAAAUGUAGGAGGAAGUUCUGGAGGCUUGUCAGGUGUGGGAAGUUGGAUAGGGGGUGCCAUCUUUAUCAUUAUUAUAUUUGUGGUCGCUAUACUGUUCAGACGGAGACGAAUUAACGCAAUGCGCCAACGUCAAACUACAAGGUUCGUCCAGCCACCUGUUACCACCACAGUCCAUGUCACCACCAACCCCAGUGCCCCGGGGAACACACCCAUGCCUACCUACCACCACGCUCCAGCACCGCAGCAGCAACCUGGCGAACCACGCCCGUACCCCACACAGACCUUCACACCUACUUACCCGUCGGCUGGAGGUGCUCCGCCGGCAAACCCGUACCCUGUUCAGGCUUUCCCGUCCGCCACACAGUAUCCAGCACAGACUCCAUCAGAUACCAAUCCCUACCCUCCCCAGGGCGCCGGGACGGCCGGUUACCCUCCUCAGCCAACAGCACCUGCCUACCCACCCCCAUCGGCGGCAAGUGCUCCAGCGUACCCACCCCCAUCAGCAGCUAGUGCUCCAGCCUACCCACCCCCAUCGGCAGCUAGUGCUCCAGCCUACCCACCCCCGUCUACAGGAGAUGCAUCGGCCUAUCCUCCCCAGCUGACUCCUGAUGCGUCAGCUGCAUACCCCCCAAGCAGUAAUACUCCCGUAGGAGACCUUCCCCCUCCGCCUUCCUAUGAUGACAUUGUCAAGCAGUAACUUCCAUGUUAACUAAAAUUCUGCAAUUUUCUUAGCUCUCCACUUUUUCAUCCAGAUGAAUCGUGAUAUAAUUUACAUCAGAAAUUUCAGGGUGAAGUGUAUGAUGUGACAUUUUAAAAUGCUUACUGUGUGCAAGAAAAAGAAAAAUGUCAAAGCACGUGUAUGCAGACAAUAUUGUAUCUGGGUGAUUCCACGGUCAGUCGCAUUACAAUUUUUUACGCGCCUUCUUUUAUUAAAUACUUGGUGCUGACAGUUUUCCAGGGCUGAGUCUUUCUGUCAUGUUAAUGCUGAUGAUUCAUUUUGACAAUUGAGGCUUUAAAACAAUACUUUCAGAAUGUUUUGUGUUGAUGUAUAUUGUGGAUGCAAUGAUGUCCCCAAAAUCGGUCAGUGACAUUACACAAAAAGGACAUGGAAAAAAGUGACUGAUUACUGUUUGAUAGUUCUUUCAAAUCAAAACACUUUUAUCAAUUUCGAUAGUUGCAAAACAUUACUUACAUAUAGAAGUCUCAAUUAAGACAUUCAAAUUUAAGAAGCCUCUUCCAGUUUCUCUCGUGGAAAAAAAGUCCGGUCAGUCACAUUAUGGUCAAUUGCAUUACACUUUUCCGGCACUACAAAUUGAACACUUUUUAACCCUUCCUGCAUUUUAUAUUUGAAAAUUUUCUUAUAAUUUGAUGUAAAAUGAUGACCUUCAGAUUAUCCAACUGAAAAUUUUACAAAACAAAUAAUAGUUUUCUGUUAAGUUAAAAUUAAGUAAAAUGAAAUAUAUGUAGUCCCAUGUAUAUCAUCUUUUGAAUGGUUUGGAGAAUUCUCCUAUAAGGAGAUGCAUUAGAAAACAAAAAUUGAGGCUGAUUACUAUCACCCUUUGUAUUUAUGAUCUUCCAUAUGAGUUUUAUUUUUUAAAAAUAUUGAUCCAGAUUUGAAAAAGAGCCAAUAUAAAUAUUUGGAAUAUGGCCACAUUUACCUGGAAUCACCCAUCUAAUGGCAUUAGUGUAUGGCAUUAACUCAUUAUCAUUCUAGAUGCUCUCAUUUGCAAUGCAAUAUCGACAAAACAGGCAUUUAAAAAUUAUUAUAAAAAAUAAUAUUGUCCAAAGAACCAACAAAAUCUACAAGAUCAGAUGUGAUAUGAUGUAAUUGUUUGUAAUCUUUAGGAGUACCUCAGGGAAACGUGUGUCCUUCCUUAUGUUUUAUCACUCUUUAUACAGGUAAUCACAAUCACUUCAGUAGAAGAAGACAUACAUGUUAGGCAAUCUCUAUUUUAGUCAUUAAUAUGGUUUCCUAUGGGAAAGAAAUCUUGAGGUAGAGGAAUUUGAAAAUCGAAAAAAGAAUAUUUUGAUUGCGCUUUUAAAAUGUACUAAACAAACUGGCACAGCCAACACUGGACAUGGACUUCUACAAAAACGCUAACCACCUGUUCAUGACAUUUUUUUUUGUAAUUCAAUAAAAACAAAGGUACUUGUAAUGAAUCUAAAAUUUCACUGAAAAUUCUGUCCCAAUAAAUAUGUUCUGCAAUGUCCGAUUCAUUUUCUCUUCACAAUGAAAAGAUGAUUUCUUCAUUAUUGGGGAUUCAUCACUGGUAAUACAUGGUUAAAAGUGUAUUCAUUCUGAAGAUUGUUGAAUAAACUGCCAUCAUCCAUGUGGCUAUGUCAAAGGAUGAUCAGAGAGUCUUUCCCAGAGUUGAUGAUACAGUUGAUUCAUUUCAAUUUUUUAAACUGCCAUUCUAUGUACCAUCAAUUGAAUCAGAAAAAGUUUCUAUCAAUGACUAUGUCUUUGAAAAAACAUAGAUUUAUCAUUCUUGUUAAUCAUUUUUGUAGCAGUUACUUUAAUGUUCAUAUUCAUAUU